Messenger RNA from Chionomys nivalis (European snow vole), 1602 nucleotides. RefSeq names its product heterogeneous nuclear ribonucleoprotein A3-like. The transcript is spliced from 2 exons. Bases 1 to 1602 code for a protein of 533 amino acids. NCBI's taxonomy places the organism in Eukaryota, Metazoa, Chordata, Mammalia, Rodentia, Cricetidae. Gene Ontology annotation, molecular function: RNA binding. The record is from RefSeq and is a predicted model, not a curated record.
AUGGAGGGCCAUGAUCCAAAGGAACCAGAACAGUUGAGGAAACUGUUUAUUGGUGGUCUGAGCUUUGAAACCAAAGAUGAUAGCUUAAGAGAACAUUUUGAAAAAUGGGGCACACUUACAGAUUGUGUGGUAAUGAGAGAUCCCCAAACAAAACGUUCCAGGGGCUUUGGUUUUGUGACCUACUCUUGUGUUGAAGAGGUGGAUGCUGCAAUGUGUGCUCGGCCACACAAAGUUGAUGGGCGUGUGGUGGAACCAAAGAGAGCUGUUUCUAGAGAGGAUUCUGUAAAGCCUGGUGCCCAUUUAACAGUGAAGAAAAUCUUUGUUGGUGGUAUUAAAAAGGAUACAGAAGAGUACAACCUGAGAGACUACUUUGAAAAGUAUGGCAAGAUUGAAACCAUAGACGUUAUGGAAGACAGGCAGAGUGGGAAAAAGAGAGGAUUUGCUUUUGUGACUUUUGAUGACCAUGACACAGUUGAUAAAAUUGUUAUUCAGAAAUACCACACUAUUAAUGGGCAUAAUUGUGAAGUGAAAAAGGCCCUUUCUAAACAAGAGAUGCAGUCUGCUGGAUCACAGAGAGGCCGUGGAGGUGGAUCUGGCAAUUUUAUGGAUCGUGGAAGGAACUUUGGAGGUGGUGGAGGUAAUUUUGGUCGUGGUGGAAACUUUGGUGGAAGAGGAGGCUAUGGUGGUGGAGGUGGUGGCAGCAGAGGUAGUUAUGGAAGUGGUGAUGGUGGAUAUAAUGGAUUUGGAGGUGAUGGUGGCAACUACGGUGGUGGUCCCGGGUACAGCAGUAGAGGAGGCUAUGGUGGUGGUGGACCAGGCUAUGGAAACCAAGGUGGUGGAUAUGGAGGUGGUGGAGGAGGAGGAUAUGAUGGUUACAAUGAAGGAGGAAAUUUUGGUGGAGGUAACUAUGGUGGUGGGAACUAUAAUGACUUUGGAAAUUAUAGUGGACAACAGCAAUCAAAUUAUGGACCCAUGAAAGGGAGCAGUUUUGGUGGAAGAAGCUCAGGCAGUCCCCGUGGUGGUGGCUAUGGAUCAGGUGGUGGAAGUGGUGGAUAUGGUAGCAGAAGAUCAGUGCCCUUUCCUGUCCUCACUGCCAGCCCUGCUGCUGCCAUGGAGGAGCUAUGGUUGCCCAAACCCAGGCUCGAGCUAAGCCAAAGUGCUGCCCUGCUGAGAGAAGUUGUCCUCAGAGUCCACAGUAUCUCAGGAACAACUUUUUUUAAAGGCAGGUCUGAUGGAAGUAUAGGAGCAAUAUGGGAGAGCUUGCUAUGGAAGAGUGUGGUGCAGUGGACAAAGAAUAUGGCAUUACUGAAUAGGCUGAGCUUAUUCAGCAUGGAGCCACUACAGCUGCAGUCUGUGCUGCUCACCCUACUGGGAAGAGGGGAGUGCAGGGUCAAUGCACUGCCCACAGACACAAGGGUCAUUCUUUGUGUACCACAAAGAGGCCAGCACAAAGAACAUGGAGGCAUGUGGCAGCCUGGAAAUUGUAGCAGGGUCACCCUGACUCUGGGAAACAGCAGGACAUGUGAGACAAGUCUCAGAAAUGGUCCGGUAUUUAUGGUGCUUGAGAAACCAGAAGCUUCGAACCAGGCCAAUUACUUAUGA